Molecule: messenger RNA, 1867 nt
Organism: Tigriopus californicus
Lineage: Eukaryota; Metazoa; Arthropoda; Copepoda; Harpacticoida; Harpacticidae
Gene: exu
Product: maternal protein exuperantia-like
Exons: 1
Coding region: 254-1525 (423 amino acids)
Biological process (GO): bicoid mRNA localization
Molecular function (GO): RNA binding; protein homodimerization activity
Source: RefSeq, a predicted model, not a curated record
CAGUUGCUUGAGCAGGCGUGAAAGAGAAAGACGGACCAGGGAGUCCCCACCGCCAAAUCCUCACUGAUCUCGAUCAUCCCUGCGGUCAAACCGGAUCUCGAGCUGGCAGUGUUCUCGACGCAAGUCGGCUCAUUGAGUUUCAUCUGCCAUUUUCCAUUGGUUCGCCAUUGAAGGUGAUUCGGGCCUCCACCCCAUCAAAUCGGCACUCCAUUGACUGACUGAGUGAGAGGUAUUGCAUUGGUUUGUGCCCAUCAUGAGUCCUACGGCUGCAUCUACACCCUCACCCACGCCCUCGGGCUCAGGGGAAGAGUCCUGUGGGCUGGUGCCCACCGGCACACUGGUACCCGCAGGCAAAUACACGGUGGUGUCUUGGGAUAUGGAUACUACGGGCCGUCGUCUGAUUGAUGAGAUCUGUCAAAUAGGAGGAUUUUAUCAGGGUCCGGCUCAAGAGGGUGAGGAAGCUCCGGGUUCAUGCUCGACGGUGAGCUUCUCGCAAUAUGUGAUGCCAUAUAAGAAUCUGAAUCCGGGGGCUCGGCGGUCAUCUGGGAUCCGGGUGGUUAAUCUGGGUCGAUAUCGGGUCCUGCAGCAUGUGGAGUCCGGUGACAUUCUCAAGACCAAGUCGGAAGUGUUUGCGCUUCAGGAUUUCAUCCAGUGGUUGACUCAAGCUCAAGCAGCCUGUCAGAGUGAGGGUGUGUUGUUGGUGUGCCACGAACCCGCUCGAAAAGUACUGGUUCCAUUACUCUUGGAGGCCUUGUCCAAGUACAAGCUCACUGAAUCAUUUAAAGCCGUGGUGAAAGGCUUUGCUAAUGGCAGUCACGUCGUCAAGGCCUUUGGUGACAAGGAUAAGAUUACUUCUUAUAGUUUACGCUCGCUCUGUAAAACUGUGCUCAAUGAUACUAAUCCCAAUACUAACUCAGCCUCAGAUCGGUGUCAAGUGCUCUUCCGCAUUCUGAAUCAGGUUGCUUCAAAUCAGUCGAAUGAGCCACUUGCGCGCCACCAAGUGAGUCAAGUGGCUGUGACUGUUGAUUCGGAGGAGGAGGACCUGGUGUUGCUCAAAGCCAAACUGGAUACAUUGGCCAAGCUACGCCCUAUCUUUGAGUCUCAAUUGAAGCAACGACGGAGUUUGAAAGAAAAAGCCAUGACCUUACGGUCCUUGGUCGCUGAUGCGGGCGUGGACAUUGACGAGCUAACCCGAGUUUAUCAUGAACAAAAGGACGAGGCCAAGAGUGUGUUGCAAAACCGCAUCGAAAAGGCCUCCGAGAGUGAUAUUGACAAGCUGGUGGAGCUCAUGAAAUCGCACUUUCAGAUGGCAAAUGGCGAGACGGCCAAGCCAGCCUUUCGCCAACUCAAGCGACCGCCAUUCAAGUCAAACCAUUACUCAGGGCAGGGUCCGCGAAUGCCCAGAGGCGGUGGUAUGGGAGGUCGUGGGGGCUCAACUCAUCCCCGGAAGGAGAGGCCCGUCAAGCGGCAUAAAGUACCCUCCACCCCUGCUCAAAGUGAGGCACAAGCUGGAAUGGCACAAUAAGAUGACCCUCCUUAGACCCCUCCUGACGCCCGUGAAGUCAGGGUUAGAAAAGAAAAGAAAUCAAGUUCUACCUACCCCCUAUCCCCUUCCCUUCCCUCCCCUCCGUAUCAUCAACCUCCUUCAAAAGCUUUGUUCCUUGUUAUGUACUGGGCAAUCCAGUAAGACCAGAAGGACCAGUCUGGUCUCUCCAAUCUUUGUUGUUUUGUAUUUUUCCAAAAUUUAGACAGCCCACCAGGCGUUAAUCACCAAUCCAAUGAAUGAAUGAUUAUCCUGUUCACAAUGGCUCGUUCGAUCAAAUUAUCUCCAUCAUUAGUAAUAAAUGUAUUCUAUAUUGAGAUGUCA